This is a messenger RNA of Owenia fusiformis, 717 nucleotides long. The record is from the annotation of a GenBank genome assembly. NCBI's taxonomy places the organism in Eukaryota, Metazoa, Annelida, Polychaeta, Sabellida, Oweniidae.
UGGGUGAUUGACAUGAGCUGCUCCAUAAAAGACAUAAACAAACAAACCAUAGUAGAGUUUGUGAUGGAUGUUGUCAAUGGAUUUCAGAUCAGUGCUGUUCAUAUGAAGACAGGUGGAGUUACAUAUGGUGCUACAGUGUAUAAUAUACAGCGAUUAAGAAAGGGGAGAAAUCGUGCAAUAACGUUAAAAAACUUUGAAAAUAUGGUCACAAUCCCGGCAAGGUGUCAAACCGCAACAGAUGAAGCAUUAGCACAAAUAAAGGAAGAUUAUUUAACUGAGGCAAAUGGCAACCGGCCUGAAUUCCCGGAUGUAAUGAUUGUCAUUACAGAUGGUAACACCUUCCAUGGGAAAAGAGAAGAUAAUGCAGCAUUCUCUAAAAAAACUGUACAAACAGCUACAGAGAUCCGUAAAAUGGGCGUUACCACAUAUGUAAUUGGACUACCAUCAGGGAGGAGAGAUAAGAUCACUGAAGAUAGCUAUAAGGAGUGGUUGGGCAUAGCAGGAGAAGAAAGAAACAUAUUCCUGAUGGCCAACUUUGCACAGCUCAAAGAGGAAGUACUUGACCUAUCAAGUAAAGCUUGUGUUGGGAAGUGAUCUUCUGGCAGUGAAGGAAGACAAAGAUGACAGAAUAUUGACUUUUUAUAAUAUGUUUAAUGCACUAACUUGUAAUAUGUUAAUAGAACAAUUGAAUGCAGUAAAUCUUAUAAAUCUUUUCAA